UCGACCGUCUAAGAAUAUAAAAAGAAAGAGAACGAAGAGAAAAUUGUAGUACUACAAUGGCGUCUUCAUCCAGCAGCGGCUUAACCUUCAAGCUCCACCCGCUCGUUUUACUCAACAUAUCCGAUCACUACACUCGGGUCAAAUCUCAGGCUACCGGUGCUGAUGCCGGUGCCGGUUCCAGCGCCACCGCCGAUUCCCCUCCGGCACCGCCUAGGGUAUUUGGUUGCGUCAUCGGUGUACAGAGAGGCCGAACAGUUGAGAUCUUCAACAGCUUCGAACUUCUUUAUGAUCCAUCUACUCACUCACUUGACCGUGCCUUCCUUGAGAAGAAACAGGAGCUCUAUAAGAAGGUGUUUCCUAAUUUCUAUAUAUUGGGAUGGUAUUCAACUGGUAGUGAUGCUCAGGAAUCAGAUAUGAACAUUCACAGAGCUUUGAUGGAUAUCAAUGAAAGCCCUUUGUACGUUCUUCUCAAUCCUUCUAUCAACCAUGCACAGAAGGACUUGCCAAUCAGUAUCUAUGAAAGCGAGUUGCACAUCAUUGAUGGCAUCCCACAGCUUAUUUUUGUCCAAGCAAGCUACACAAUAGAGACCGUUGAAGCUGAACGGAUAUCUGUUGAUCAUGUUGCACAUCUUAAACCAUCUGAUGGAGGCUCUGCCGCAACUCAGUUGGCUGCGCACCUUACAGGCACACAUAGUGCCAUCAAGAUGCUGAACAGCAGAAUUAGAGUGCUACAUCAUUAUCUUCUUGCUAUGCAAAAAGGUGAAAUUCCCUGUGAGAAUUCAUUGCUCAGGCAGGUCUCCAGUCUUUUAAGAAGAUUGCCAACAAUUGAGUCGGAGAAAUUUCGAGAUGAUUUCUUGAUGGAAUAUAAUGACACAUUGUUAGUUAGUUACCUGGCCAUGUUCACCAACUGCUCUAGUACAAUGAACGAGUUGGUUGACAAAUUCAAUACUGCAUAUGAACGGCAUAGUAGGAGGGGCGGGAGAACUUCUUUCAUCUGAAAGUUGAUUAUAUCUCCAGUAUUGCCUUUUUGUACUAUUUAUUUCCUUCAGUUGUUACAGCAUCGGUGAGUUUAGGUAUCCCAUUCAUGAGGAUAUAGGAAUCAUUUAGUAGCUUCAUUUUUCUUUUGCUUGUCCUUAAUGUUAGCCUGCCCAUCUUCUUUGAUUCUUGUGUUGCUAUCAUAGAUAUGUAGAAAAGAGCAGAUGUUUUUGCCUUUUUGGUCAGAGAAGCUUUUAAUUAAACACUUUCAUUUUCUUGCUUCCUUCUCUGCAGUAGUAAUUUUAUCUGAGGAUUAUUCCAUUUGUCAUAAUUUAGUAAAGAAUUCGAAAGAA
This is a messenger RNA of Solanum lycopersicum (tomato), 1328 nucleotides long. RefSeq names its product COP9 signalosome complex subunit 6a. Gene Ontology annotation, biological process: protein deneddylation. NCBI's taxonomy places the organism in Eukaryota, Viridiplantae, Streptophyta, Magnoliopsida, Solanales, Solanaceae. Gene Ontology annotation, molecular function: protein binding; metallopeptidase activity. The record is from RefSeq and is a predicted model, not a curated record. Gene Ontology annotation, cellular component: COP9 signalosome.